Messenger RNA from Botrytis byssoidea, 1014 nucleotides. RefSeq lists its product as uncharacterized. The record is from RefSeq and is a predicted model, not a curated record. NCBI's taxonomy places the organism in Eukaryota, Fungi, Ascomycota, Leotiomycetes, Helotiales, Sclerotiniaceae. Gene Ontology annotation, biological process: maintenance of RNA location; mRNA splicing, via spliceosome. Bases 1 to 1014 code for a protein of 337 amino acids. Gene Ontology annotation, cellular component: nucleus. The transcript has a single exon. Gene Ontology annotation, molecular function: mRNA binding; protein binding.
AUGGGCUCACCUGAAACCUCGAAUCGUCAGAAGGAUUAUUCUUCACGGCGACAUUCUAGGUCCCCCUCGACAGAUUCCGAAGAAGAAAGAAGGCGGAGGAGGCGCAGGAGAGAGCGAGAGGCUGACCGUGGAUCAACUCGUUCCGACAGGCAUGAUGAUCGUUCCAGAGGCACGAGAGAUAAACAUGAAGAUAAAGUGAGAUAUCGCAGAAGGUCGCGUAGUCCAGUUGAUUCGGAUUCUUCUCGACAAAAAGACAAUCGAGAUUCACAUCGCAGAAGAUCGCGCAGUCCUCGACGAAAGGAUGAUCGAGAUUCACAUCGCAGAAGAAGAGAUAGAUCUCGCGACCAAAGACGAAUUAAGGAUGAAAAUGAUAACGACAAUACCAGGUCGCUGGAACCACCCACGAAGUCGGUAGCAUCUCGAAAACAAAACGGUCCGCUACCAUCCCAAGCUGCAUCGUUUCAGUCGAAGAAAGAUCCAUCCUCAACGGCUCUCGUAACCACCGGAGACGAGCCGGUACCAGAAAAAGAGAAACCGAAUUUGGGGCACACGGGAGUCUUAGCAGCAGCUUCCAAUACAAUUACACAGGCAGAUGGAAAUUCUAUUGUUCUAAAAUAUCACGAACCACCUGAAGCAUGCAAGCCACCAUCUAAAGACGACUGGAAACUUUUUGUGUUUAAAGGCGCCGACAUUAUUGAAACAAUUGAUUUGAGUGCGAAGAGUUGCUGGCUUGUUGGACGAGAACGUGCCGUGGUGGAUUUAGUUGCGGAACAUCCAAGUAUCAGCAAACAACAUGCCGUCAUACAGUUCAAAGCCACCGAGAAGAUGAAUGAAUUUGGAGAUAAGAUUCGCAAAGUCAAGCCAUACUUGAUCGAUCUUGAAUCUGCGAAUGGUACGAUGAUGAACAAAGAUUCGAUCGACGCGAGUCGAUAUGUUGAGUUAAUGGAUAAGGACAUGAUACAGUUUGGUCACAGUACAAGAGAGUACGUCCUAAUGUUGGCACCGAGAACUUAA